Messenger RNA from Acytostelium subglobosum LB1, 1959 nucleotides. RefSeq lists its product as hypothetical. Lineage: Eukaryota; Evosea; Eumycetozoa; Acytosteliales; Acytosteliaceae. The record is from RefSeq and is a predicted model, not a curated record. Bases 1 to 1959 code for a protein of 652 amino acids. The transcript is spliced from 6 exons.
AUGCAACAAGACCAACAACAACAUGAACAUGAUGGAACCAUUGGCAACACGACCAAACUCAGUGGCAUCAGUGAUGUAACACUGAUAUCUAAGGAAUCAAUGAAUGAUCGCUCAGAUCCAUCAUUAGCAAUAAUGGACAUGUACAAAGACAAUCUUAAAUCAACAACUCAAUUACUUAAUUCUACAACACUUAAUGAAUCAACGACGCCAGAGAUGAUCCAAGAAUCCAAACAUAAACGAUCAUAUGAAUUGUUGAUCAAAGAACAUAACGACCAUGAUGAUGAUGAAGACAGUAUUGUCAAUAGUAAUAAUAAUAAUGAUUAUUAUAGUAUAUCAAUUGGAACCAGGUCACUUGCAAACAAGAUAGCCAACAUUCCACAACAAUUGUUUGAACACUUCAUUGUAGUUGGACUAUCCAACAACUCCAAGAGUCUUCCUAGGAUUGGCAACAUACACAAACCUGAGCUUCUAUUCUAUUAUCCUCCCAACAGACCUGUACCACCCAAAGCACAUGAGUUCUGCUUUCCAAAUGGAAUAUCACCAUUCUUGAUCAAACGUACACCAUCUUGUUCAAGCCUAAAUGAACUACUAUUUGGACAACAAUAUCUUCAUUCACGUGAACACUUCUACACAUUCAUUCUCACUGGCGAUCCACCACUCUAUGGCAUCUGCAUUACCAAGCCCGAGCUCCUAAACACUAUCCCCAACUUCUUCCACGACAAGUCACAUUCACUGGAGAAGAAGCCAAUCUACAUUGCUAUCCAAAGGAGCUAUUGUUUCCUUUCCAAGCUGCCACUGUUCCAAGCACACUUUGAUGCAUUGGUAUACCUGUUGGCACAGGAUAGAUUGAUAACAGUUACAAGAGAACUAUGUUCAUCAGAGCUCAAUGAGAAGAAGGAUAAUGUUCGUGCAAGAAACAACAAGGACAACAAGACAUUGCUCAGUCCUACAUUGGACGCGAAUGGAUUACCGAUAUUGACAAGAUCACAAGAGAUUGAUAAGGAGUUAAAGAGCUUCAGUAACAUAUUGGAUAAGAAUAACUUACUGGAUGUGCUGCAAUACUACAUGGAGCAGACAUGUCUUUCAUCAUCUGGAGAGCAACUCAAGUUCACAUUCCCUGGUGAGACAUUCAUGAGGGAGUACACACUACCAGUUGGUAACAACAUUGACGAAGUACAUUCAAAGUAUAUCAUUGAAUGGGGAAUGCUAUCAUUGCUCACAAGUCUUAGCCUAAAGACCAUCACAACAUUGUUGAGUGCGAUACUCCUGGAACAAAGAGUUGUCUUUGUCUGUGAUGAUCUAUCUCUAUUAUCUACAAUUUGUCUAUCAAUGCACUCGAUGAUGCAUCCAUUUAAAUGGCAGGGUCUGUUUGUGCCGGUUUUGCCACAGGCUUUGGUGGACUAUCUCGAGGCACCAGUUCCAUUCCUGGCAGGUGUCCAAGUGUUGAGGAAACAGACCUUUGAGGGUCUAAUAGUCGAUAUCAAAGAGGACACAAUCAACUUUAACGAAUGCAUACAGCCUCCAGACCUACCAUGUUUAGACAUACUUUUGGACGACAUUACCCAGGAUUAUAACCUGUUGAGGAGUAGGCAGGACGAUACAUUGAUCGAUAAUCCAAUCAAGAGGACUCCAUUGCAGAUGGAGGUUACACAGAGAAUAUUCAAUUCGAUUAAUGGUUAUGUAAAGUGGCUGGUCGACACGAUACAGAGUGGCUUUGUGGUCACUGAGGAGAUCGCUGAGGACAGUCUAAAGAUCGAGGAACUCAAGUCCAAGUUCAUGGAAGGUGUACAGCCUCCCUACAAGCAGUUCGUGGCGCACCUUCUCCAGACUCAACACUUUUCACAGUAUCUCCAUUCCUACAUGGUAGUACCUUCGACAACAACUCCCUAUACGACUACCGCGACAACGACGACUGCCAUUGACACUGAGACUGUGUCAGAGCAAGAUCAAGCUGAGUAA